AUGGCGUUUGUUUCGAACAUCAAUUCCAAUGGCAUAAUAGCUACAGUCACGUCAUUGGAUGUGGUAACUUCAGCUCCGCUCCUACCGACUCCAAAGCCUAGUUUAAUCCCCGCUGUCCCACUGGCACAACCUACUGGAUCUCCUCAACUCAGCGACUCCACAGUCGCCUAUUCAUUGACCAUAUCCCAGCAAGCCAGCUUGGGUGAUAAUGAUCAAAGCUUUUCUUCGACAAUCUCUUUCGCUAAAUUGGCUUCGACUCCUAUACAUAGUUUGAUUCCCACCAGCAAACCCACCAUUAAUGCACUUGGAGUUGAGCCGGCAGCAAAUACCCAUACCUCUAGUCGAGCGAUUGCUACUACUUUGAUCGUCUUGCUCUUUUUUUUUGGGAUAAUCUUUAUUGCGGGCUAUUGGACUAGUGAUAGAGCCUCAAGAUUGAAAGGACUGCGUUGGACACGCUCUCCGGAAUCGAAAUGGCCUGGCUUUAGUUCGAGUCGUGUGGAACCUAAGCGGUAUAUAUCGAUGCGGCAAGUUCUUGAGGGUAGAACAGAACAACCUGCUGGUUUCAAAUUUGGCGUCGAUCAAUCUGCUGUUUCCCCUGGAUUCAAGCCCAAUAGCGAGAAAAGAAACCCGAUACAAUCUUACUUGAAUUACCGAAGAGCAUGCGCAACAGAUUCUUUGGAAGAGAUCAAUGAAGAGGGGGACUCCAUCAACCAAACAACGCUUUCGAAGAAAACUUCUAAACCUUCCAUCACGCCUGGUCUUGGCCCAGCCAGAUAUCGCUUGAAAACUGGCAAAUGGGGGGUGGGCUCAUCGAGAAAUCCAUUUGUAAACUCAAAUAGCAAGACCGCGCCGAAUCCACAUCCUUCCAGCUGUAGACAGACGUGCUGCAUUUCCCGCAUGGGUUUACCGGAGAGCAAAAAACAACGGGGGAUUCAUGGGCACCGGACUGAAGAUCUCGAAAAUAUCGGCACCGAUAUCGGAUUCAGCGAGUUCGGGAUUAAUCAACGCCACAGGGAGGCAGGCAGUAAUCGAUCAACUGGAGCCUCCUAUUUGCUUACCAGGUUGAAGGAGAGCAUCAGCGGACGCUCCAAGCUGAGUAGUGUUAGGUCAUCUGGGUGCCAAUUCCAACCUGAAUCGCCGUGUACGAAAGGGAAGGGGCCUGCAGAGUGGGAAUCAGAAGAUGAAAUCGAGAGCAAUACAGGGCCAGAAGACGCGAGCCAAUUGAGAUACCUUGUCCUUACGACCUUCAAUACAAACACUCCAACGAAAGAUAUUCCUCGCAAGCGCGAGCUCUCGCUUGCAGAGAUUCCAUUGCCCGAGAUGCCAGCUCUUGCUUGGGAUAUGACGGCUGCUGCUCCGAACGAACCGCGACUCCAUAAGACCCAAACCACCACCUCGGACACUUGCAGAAGAUACUACGAGGAAAUGUCGACCCCAACCAGGCCAAGACACAGCGAGUGGAUGCUAUCUUCGCAAACCUUUUCUCCCUCUUCGUUAAGCCCAGCCUCACCUGACACUCCGACAAGAAAGCUCGAAAAAUCAACCCCAAAUCUAACCGAAAAUCGCACCUACCUAGCCUCAUCCCGGCUUACUUUUUGA
This is a messenger RNA of Puccinia graminis f. sp. tritici CRL 75-36-700-3, 1599 nucleotides long. RefSeq lists its product as uncharacterized. The coding region runs from base 1 to 1599 and encodes 532 amino acids. The transcript is spliced from 2 exons. The record is from RefSeq and is a predicted model, not a curated record. NCBI's taxonomy places the organism in Eukaryota, Fungi, Basidiomycota, Pucciniomycetes, Pucciniales, Pucciniaceae.